Molecule: messenger RNA, 2975 nt
Organism: Zingiber officinale
Lineage: Eukaryota; Viridiplantae; Streptophyta; Magnoliopsida; Zingiberales; Zingiberaceae
Product: carbon catabolite repressor protein 4 homolog 6-like
Exons: 15
Coding region: 158-2794 (878 amino acids)
Molecular function (GO): 3'-5'-RNA exonuclease activity
Source: RefSeq, a predicted model, not a curated record
AAAAGCCAGGUUCAUCGGGGCCGUUUGGGAAACCAGCAACAAGAGGCCGAUCGAUGGGCGACGGUUCACUAGCGGUGCGGACCAUGCGUCUCGUCUUCUCCACCAGCAUCACCAUACGUAGCUGCAGCCCCGCGAGCAAGUGCCGGAGACGGUAGCGAUGCGAUUUCCAAUUCCUCUUCAAGCCACCAACACCUGCAGCGCCAUGUCUUCCUCCUCCCGCUUUAAGAAGGUUCCGGGGCGCAACCAGUGGCAACGCGGUUAUUGUAACCCACCGCCUCCGACUCUUGAUGCAGCUGCUGCUGUGGCCGAGGAAGGUGCCGCUGGGUCCUCGUUCGCCACUGGGGAUUCUCCCGUCGGGACCGUGAGGGAAGCUAAUGAGAAUCUGCGGAGUUGGCGGAGCGGCGCUAGUGGCUCUUGGCGCCCUCGUGGUGCUCGGUCGCAAUCCUAUGGGCAGUGGCAGCCGCCGUCCUAUGGACAUCAUCAUCCAUUGCAUCGCCAUCCGGCGUUCCCUUCUGUGCCUUACUAUGGUCCUCCCCAUCCUUCUUGCAAUCCUUCGCAGAUAACAAGGACUCCUGCUCCAUUUUAUGGUCAUCCUCCGCCGUCUCACAAUCCUCUUUCCACCCCGUUUGGUCCUCAAUCGUCUUUCAACACUUCUCCUGUUGCCUAUCCUGCACAGGCAUACCAAGCAGCUCCGUCUUAUAGGCCGGUAGAUUAUAGGACAUGGAGUUUCUGCUCCUCACAACCACCUCCUGAAUGUGAGCGGUUUGUAGUGCUCUCUUAUAAUAUCCUUGCGGAUUACCUUGCUAGAGAUCAUUGGUCCAAGCUUUAUUUUCAUAUACCACAAUACAUUUUGGAUUGGGAAUGGCGAAAGAGAAGAUUACUUAUAGAAUUUCGACUAUGGACCCCUGACAUAAUGUGUCUUCAGGAAGUUGACAGAUUUCAUGAUCUGGAAGAACAACUUUCAACUCAAGGAUAUGCUGGUAUUUGGAAGAUGCGAACUGGAAAUGCAGUAGAUGGAUGUGCCAUAUUUUGGAGAACUAACAGGCAUGAUCACUUAUUUUUGUUGAAGUAUCAAGAGACAAUUGAGUUCAAUAAACUUGGGCUUAGAGAUAACGUUGCUCAAAUUUGUGUACUGGAAUCAAGGAUCAUAAACCAUGCUGAUAAUGAAACUGCAUCUUUUUCUGAAAGCUCAGAGCAAUCAAGUGGAGCUAAUCUAGUUGUGGUAUGUAAUAUCCAUGUUCUUUACAAUCCCAAGAGAGGAGAGAUCAAACUCGGUCAGGUCAGGACGCUUCUCCGUCGAGCUCAUGCCAUUUCUAAGAACUGGAAUGAUGCACCUGUUGUUGUUUGUGGAGAUUUCAAUUCUACACCUGAGAGUCCACUUUAUAACUUUAUAGCAGAGCAAAAGCUAAAUCUUUCUGGACUAGCCAAGGAUCAGGUAUCUGGACAAUAUUCUGCACAUAUUUCUUCUUCAAGGUUAUAUACUGGUCCACCACCCUCUAGGGCUCCGCCCUUUAUGAGCGUAGGUACUGAGGGUAAUUGCCAACCUCAAACUAAAGCAGAAAAUGGACUUACUGAAAACCUGCCUCAAAAUGACACUAACCCGCCAAAUGUAUCUCAGCUUUGCUCUGACAAUCAAAUGUUUUAUAGGACAAACAGAACACCUGAAGUAGCUGCAAACCAAAUAGGCGAAGGAGAAACCUUUUGUACUGACUCUUGUUCUAUUGAUUCUAGUAAUGUACAACUUGAUACUGAUAUUCACCAAUGCAUUGAGCAAUAUAGUCAAGGAUCUGCAUCAGAAGUUUCCAACAUUAAUCAAUCAGCUGCUGGUGUUCAGUCAGGUGGAAGGUCUUCAGAGUUCCCUUGUUCGGAACAAAUUCUGACCCAUCAUUCGGAUGGUGGCUGUGAAUCGUCAUCAUUUCAAAAUGAAGAGCCAUUCAAUUCUCGAAAGCAAAUAGCUGCUGCAGCUGGUACUUCCUUUCAUGAUGCCUUUGAUCAUAACAAAAUACGAGAGGACUGUAACCACAGUGUAGCUGCAUGUAGUGACAUUAACAUCCAGAGACCUCAUGGUUCUGAAAAUGUACCCAAUGAUGAUGUUUCAGUGAAGGUAUCCUCGCCAGAUGUGAUCAGUGCAUGUUGUCAACCUAAACAAUCACUGUCAGAAACGGUCAAUCUAUCAGGAGAUUUUGAUUCUAAAGUGAAUCUUGGUGGCAAUGAUUUAGAAAAUCACAACACUGUGGGUGAUGUGGCUGAUACAUUGAGAGAUACCUUUGAUUUAGAGGAUAAUUCUGACCCAAACUUUUUCAGAGAACUUUUGGGGACUGAUGAGGUAAGCCAUUUUGGUGAUGAUCCAGUGUCGGAUCCAUCAAGGAUUGAAGUUUGGAAAGAAUCUGCUGAUAAUUCAUGUUCAUCGGUUGAUGAUUCUGCUAAGUAUUCUUAUGAUCCAUAUUCAUGGACCCCUGUGGAAAUUGAGAUUGCAUCAGGAAGUACAGAUUGCACUUAUCUUGAGCACAAUUUGAAACUGAGGAGUGUGUACACUGAGGUAGAGGAUUAUGCAGGUACAAAGGGGCCCUCCAGAGAACCCCAAGUAACCAGUUACAACAGGCAAUUUAUGGGCACAGUAGACUAUAUAUGGUCUUCUGAAGCACUUCAGACAGCCAAAGUGCUUGAUACACUCCCUAAACAUGUACUACGACAGACACAUGGUUUCCCGACCAAGAAAUGGGGAAGCGAUCAUGUUGCCUUGGCGUGCGAAUUAGCAUUUAAGCUUCCUCAACCAAAUAAGGUUGCAUUUUGAAAUAUUCAUUAUCUUAAAUUUAUGACGAGUCUCUGUAUGAGUUUUCUUUUGAUAAUUCUUGGCGUUUAUUCCUUGACAAAUUUUUUUCCUGGCUUGCAUUUAAUGCCAGCAUUGAUCUAUGUUUUUUCAGGUAGCAACGAAUGUAAUUGUGUUCUUUUGAAUGGGCAGUUUAUUAUGGUUA